Molecule: messenger RNA, 1260 nt
Organism: Solanum dulcamara
Lineage: Eukaryota; Viridiplantae; Streptophyta; Magnoliopsida; Solanales; Solanaceae
Product: protein VTE6, chloroplastic
Exons: 5
Coding region: 70-1041 (323 amino acids)
Cellular component (GO): chloroplast inner membrane
Source: RefSeq, a predicted model, not a curated record
AGCUCCGGUUUAUCGACGAUUCCACGGCUUCCGGAUUCUUACGUGAGAAGUUCUAAAACUUUUUAAAAAAUGGCUUUUUCAAGUCUUUCAACAUCGGGACUUCCAUUACUUCCCCAUUUUCAAAAACCAAAGCUUUCAUUUUUCACUUCAAAUCUCCAAACCCCAUUUGAACCAUUUCCUCAAUUGUCGACUUUAAACCCUAGACAUCAUCAGAAAAUGUCAACAAUGAAAGCACAAGCAUCAGUUACUGAUCUUGGAAUUGUCGAAAGAGCAAUACAAUUGGUUCAAUCUUCACCACCCACGUGGAAAUCUGCUUUGCUGAGUAAUAUCAUCAUCUUUACUGUGGGUUCUCCACUUUUAGUCUCUGGUUUGUCACUUUCUGGUAUUGGGGCUGCUUUCUUGCUUGGUACUCUUACUUGGAGAGCUUUUGGGUCUUCUGGGUUUCUUCUUGUUGCUACAUAUUUUGUUAUUGGCACCGCUGUGACUAAGGUGAAAAUGGCUCAGAAAGAGGCUCAAGGGGUUGCAGAGAAGAGGAAAGGAAGGAGAGGACCUGGAAGCGUGAUAGGCUCCAGUGCAGCCGGUUGUGUUUGUGCAUUCUUAUCAAUUAAUGGUGUUGGUGGGGAGGCGUUUACUCGCCUCUGGGAGCUUGCAUUUGUAGCCAGUUUCUGUACCAAGUUGAGUGAUACUGUCUCGAGCGAGAUAGGAAAGGCAUAUGGUAGAACUACGUAUCUUGUCACCACAUUCAAGAUAGUGCCUCGGGGUACUGAAGGGGCUGUGAGUGCUGAGGGAACCUUAGCUGGGCUUCUUGCUUCAGUUCUCCUUGCUUUUGUUGGUUAUCUAAAGGGUCAGAUUAACGGACCUGGGGCUGCAAUAUGUGUAAUAGCCGCCCAGAUAGCAAACUUUGGUGAAAGUCUAAUAGGUGCUUCACUUCAAGAGAAAGAAGGAUUUCGUUGGCUCAACAAUGAUGUUGUCAACGUCAUCAACAUAUCCUUGGGAAGUAUCUUGGCCGUUCUAAUGCAGAAAAUUAUACUCCAAAGUUAGCUUACUUAAAUCUAUGCACAUACUUUUAGUAUGGAGCUUGAAUUGUCGCCUUUCAUUGCAUACAGUGUAGGUGGGACUUAAAGGUGGACAGAAUCAUCCGAUCUAGAAACAAAGAUUUGUUAGAAUAUUCAUGUUGUUAUAGUUGAGAAACAAUUCUGAUAAAUCACCCCUCAAAAUUACCUAAUUAUUCCAGUGGCAAAUAUAUUGUUUCCAAUAGUA